AUUUUAACUUCGUUUGUCAUGUUUGGAUCAAGGGCACUCAUUUUCAUCACAAUAUGCAUACUUGCUGUUAGUUAUAUAAGUUACAUUAAAUACCCUGAAGCAUGCGAUUAUCCGUUGGGGAUAAAAGCGUAUUACAGCGCUACAAAAAUAUUGACAUUUCUGGCGGAUUUGUCCUUGCGUUUAGGAGGAAAAUAUUUGACUCCGUACAGAAUCUCCGAACAUGAUUACAGUGCACCUGUUGAAGGCAUAGAAGUUUCCAUUCACAAAUUCGGAGGCGUAAAAACAACUGUAAUAACACCAACAGGUUUUGGUGAUAAUGGAGGCGAGUCUGCUAUAAUAUACUAUCACGGCGGAGGAUGGGCAUUGGGUGGAAUUGCUACAUAUGCCGCAUACUUGAAAAAAUUGUCAAAAGAAUCUGGGAUGGUGGUUAUUGUACCCGAAUAUCGACUAGCACCAGAGAAUCCAUAUCCAAUACCAUUUGAAGACUGCUUGCAUGCAACGUUAGCUUUUGUCAACAUAGCAAAGACAUUCAAAGUUAACCCUAAAAAGAUCGUCCUAGCGGGUGAUAGUGCAGGGGGGAAUCUGGCAACUGCAAUAGCAUUACGCUUAACAAAUACCACGAAUACGAAACUGAAUCCUUGUAUGCUGAAUGUUGUGUAUCCAGUGCUUCAAAUGAGCAAUUUCAUGUUACCAAGCUAUCAACAAAAUCGAAAUCCGCCUUUGCUAACUCCACCAAUUAUGGCGCACUUCUUUUUACUUUAUAUUGGACUAGAGAAAGAGACGGAGCUGAUAACACCAAUGACACAUAACUUACACAUGGAGGGAAUCGAAGACGAAAUGUUAUUAAAAAGAACAAGUUCAAAUUGGAUUCCAGAUACAUACAAAAAACGAGAAUAUGAGAAACCUAAACUCCGUUCCACGGAAAAUGAAAUUAAAUUACUUGAAUCAUAUAAGAAAAAACUUCAGAAAUUUGCAAAUGAUACAACGUUCGCUCCUUUGUCCGCUAGUGAUGAAGAAUUGAAGUUGUUACCCAGAACACACAUCCUAACGUGUGAAUACGACAUUCUACGUGAUGAUGGGAUUAUUCUUUAUGAAAGAAUGAAAAAGUUGAAGCUAGAUGUUUCUCAACAAAAUUUGGAAUUUGGUGCACACGGAUUAUUAUCACUUUAUGGAGCCGUAACCUACGAUAAACUGGAAAAUGCCGUUGCGUAUAUGAUAAGCCAAAUGAAACACGGGCUUAGUAAAUGCUAAUUACUCUGGCAUAUGCAAAUCACAUACACAAAGAUUAAACUAAAAUAACAAUUGUAAUUUGCAAUAUCUUUUAAACUGUGAAUUCUGUUUAAGAAGUUUUAUAAUUAUUUGGUAAUUUAAAUCUAUGCAAUUUUUAUAUAGAAUAUCAGAAUGAUUGUUCCCGACAAGUGCUACAAAGCCUACCAAUUAUUUCGUGUUUUUCAACCAAUUAUUUUUUAAAACUGUCAACAUUACUAAUUUAGAGCUGAACUUCAAAAUGUGUUUUAUUACCGUGCAGAAAGUCGAAAUAGUUUGGUUUGAAAUAACUCCCUUAUAUAAACAAAAAAUUGGGCAACUUUCAUAUGAUUUGUAAUUUUGAUUGAAAGCAUUCGAAUGACCAGUCAGAUUUAGAUGUAGUUCACAUAAGCUACUUGUAGUGAAGCCAUUCGAGGAAAACUUAUUUAAACCGUUUUCAAAACUUUUUUACUUAAACAUUAUCAUUACACUAAAAUAAAAUAUCAACAAUUUAUCGGAUGUUGAUAACAUACUAUACGUCACUGACCUCCUAAGUAAAUGUCGUAUAAAUCAUUGGCAUGGGUCGCUUGUCCUAAAAUCUUAGUCGCAUGCAUUAUGCUUAAGAAUAAAAUGUCCAAAGAAUUGCAAGAUGAUAAAAAAUAUAUAAAUAUCAAAUAAUUGGCUCCAAUAUGAUUGGAAAUAGCUUCUCAACCAUGAAAAAAAGUAAGUCAAAAUAUUACAAAAUAGAACUUCGUGGCAAAUUUUAGAAUAAUUAUUAUUUAAACAUUAUCCAAAAACUUCCCAAACUAAUGUACCAAGGAUAAACACACAUAAACCCCCGGCAAAUCAGAACAGAAUAGUAAGUAAAUGAUUAAAUUCCAAUUGCGCACUUGGAUUAGUUGUGUUUUGAAUAAAUAUAAAAAAACAGAUAUUAAAUGACUUUUUUGUCCCUCAAAAUAUAUUUUACUUAAUAAUCAAAUAUAUAUUGCAUUUAUUUUAUUAUCAAUACGUCACUCAACUUCACCGUUUAUACUCUAGUUCUGGUAGAAGUAGGAGGCUGAAUGAAACUGGUCCCAGACGUAAAAGAGACAAAAUGCGAAAAUUUCACAUUGCAUAAUUACAUUAAAGUUACGUUUUACAAUAGACCUUAUUCAUUAAAAACCCAUCCUACGCGCAAAAAGAAAAGUGAAAGAAAAAAAAUAUUUUAACAUUAGC
Molecule: messenger RNA, 2460 nt
Organism: Styela clava
Lineage: Eukaryota; Metazoa; Chordata; Ascidiacea; Stolidobranchia; Styelidae
Product: arylacetamide deacetylase-like
Biological process (GO): triglyceride catabolic process
Cellular component (GO): cytosol
Molecular function (GO): triacylglycerol lipase activity; sterol ester esterase activity
Source: RefSeq, a predicted model, not a curated record